Molecule: messenger RNA, 1320 nt
Organism: Lingula anatina
Lineage: Eukaryota; Metazoa; Brachiopoda; Lingulata; Lingulida; Lingulidae
Source: RefSeq, a predicted model, not a curated record
UAUGUGCCGGUUGUUUUGAAAGUGCUUUCCUUGAUCGAAACUUAUUCAGGUAUCCGCUGACGAGAGUUACAGCGGGUUUGAUUUAGUUUUGCAACACGGAUUGACAUGGAGAACAAACAGGAAAAUAUGAGAAAGAAGCAAUCUCGUCAAGUCGUCCCUGGGAGAGCUAGGAGAUCUUUGGAGACUGUUGUCUCGAAGCAGAGCCCAGCGAAAGCCAAGAACGUCUUGCCCAGUCGUGCCGUUGGUGCGCUUGCUGAGAAAAAUAUCACCCAGCGUUCUCCGCUUAAGCAGAUGCAGAAUUUGCAAGCAGACAAGAAAGCAGAAAGAAAAGAAUUAGAUCCACCCCUGCAGUUCUGUGAUGGAGACCAAUGUGACGAAGAAGAAGAGGUUUUCUUUGGGGACAUGUCACUGAAGGAAAAGAGCAAGGUAGAUAAACUGUCUCACAAAAGACGAACCAUGGUGUACAUACCAGGAUUCAGGAGACACCUCAAGAUGGAAAACCCAGGAGACGAAGCCAAAAACGAUGGGGGAGGGGUUGGUAAAAGCAAUUCUAAGGAGGAUGAGUUUCCAGGCCCCGAUGAUGACGAAAACAUUGGCAUUCACAGUCGCUGCAGUGUUGCCAGUCGUACCUCAAACAGCAGCCUGUUUGACCAUGCUAGAAUCAUGAACAGUGCUAGUAGUCUGGAUUUACCAGGAUCUAGACCGGAGAGUGCUUUAAGCUCAGUGGAUAGACUGAGUUGUGCUAGUAACUGUGGUACUAGCAGUAAGGACAAUUGUGUUAGAGAAGAUUGUGACCAGCAUCAGACACAGAGACCCAGCAGUAUCAGUGUCACAUCAGAUUGUGCCAGUGAAGCCACAGACGAUUGUGAACUGGACCAGGGUCAUCUCUAUUCCAGGCCAACCAGUAGUUUGUUCUCCUCUGGAGAAAUUCCUUCAAAUUCCAUGGUGUCAUCAGCUAGACCUAGUGUUGCCAGUGUAGCUUCUUCUAACGACCCACUCAACGAGGCCCAAAUAUACACAGACAGCCAAUUAUCUGGUUGUUCUGAUUCCUUCCCAAAGCUUUCUUUAGAUGGUGCUGCGGAGAGUGAUUUUAGAGAACCCAUAAGAGAACCAGAUGUCAUGAAUAAUUCUAGUCCCACCACAAUUAGAGAGGAUACAAUAGAGGUGUCAGGGGUGGCAAAGAUGGAGUCCACAUCUUUAGAAAGUGAUUUAAAAAGUGAUAAGUUGAUCUCAGAGGAUUUAAAACGCAUGAAGAGUUGUGAUGAAAAUAAAAAGAAUAAAAAUAACGAACAAGAAAAAUGNUUAGAGAGGAUACAAUAG